Gongylonema pulchrum is the source of this 1020-nucleotide messenger RNA. The record is from the annotation of a GenBank genome assembly. NCBI's taxonomy places the organism in Eukaryota, Metazoa, Nematoda, Chromadorea, Rhabditida, Gongylonematidae.
AUGGUUGCAUAUCGAGAAUUCCCAGCGAAAUUGAGGCCUGAUUGCACUGGGCGUCAUUUGUUCGAUACAGUAUGUCGAAUCAUCGGCCUACGUGAAAUAUGGUAUUUUGGAUUGCAGUUUGUGAACAAAAAAGGCAUCCCAUGUUGGCUGCAAAUGGAUAAAAAGGUAAAUAAACAGGAAGUACCGAAGCAGGCCGAUGGCUCGAUACAUCUCAUAUUUCUCGUCAAAUUCUAUCCGGAGGACGUGGAAGAGGAAUUGAUUCAGGAUAUUACACGCCAUCUUUUCUUCCUGCAAAUCAAACAAAGCAUCCUCAGUAUGCAGCUGUACUGUUCCGCAGAAGCGUCCCAAGGUGAUUGUACGGAGGGCUCUCAGCUGCAGUUAAGUGAAUUGUUGCCGGACUGUGUCAUCAAGCAAUACGAUAUGUCACCGCAAAUGUGGGAAGAACGUAUCAGGCGAUGGUGGAUAAAUAACAGCGGACAGAGCAGCAUCUCUUUUCAGAACAACAAAGAAACGGAUCUAACACUGGGUGUCUCGGCGCAGGGCAUUGGCAUUUACAAGGAGACUAAUCGAAUCACACCUCGUCCGUUCUUCUCGUGGAGUGAAAUUAAAAAUAUCUCAUUCAAAAACAAAGUUUUCAGCAUGAGAACUAUGGACAAGAGCACGAUAACUUUUCGUGCGAAGGAUAUGUCGAUUAACAUGAGCAUUUUGGAUUUAUGUGUUGGCACUCAUAAUUUGUAUUUACGCCGACGUCAGCCUGAUUUGCUGGAGGUGCAGCAAAUGAAGGUGCAAGCAAAAGAACAGCGAGUACGACGAAUUCACGAGCAGAAUCGUUUAGCACGUGAACGCGAGCAGCGUAUCCAAGCGGAAGCCGAACGCGACCAAUAUAAAACUGAAAUAGCCGCAAUCAACAAACAGCUCCUCACUAUGAAGGAAGCGCUAAAGAAAACCGAGGAAAAUGCGCAUUUAAUGGCAGAAAAAGCUCGAGUUUCUGAGGAAGAAGCACUGGUGCUAUCCAAACGA